Messenger RNA from Phytophthora sojae, 663 nucleotides. RefSeq lists its product as hypothetical. The record is from RefSeq and is a predicted model, not a curated record. The coding region runs from base 1 to 663 and encodes 220 amino acids. NCBI's taxonomy places the organism in Eukaryota, Oomycota, Peronosporomycetes, Peronosporales, Peronosporaceae. The transcript has 3 exons.
AUGUGGGAGGCCUCGCAGGUGGAGCUGCACGGCACUUACUCGACGGGGAGAGCGGUCGAUCUGGCCAAAUACAUCGGCGACACCACGUGGGCGCCCGUCAUAGCUGUUUUCAUGGGGACCCCGGGGCCGUGUCUGGUGGUCACACUCCUCAUCGACUUCGUGCCACUUCCCGACCCGUUGAAGGGGAUCAAAGCCAACAAACUCUUCUUGGCGAGGGAGUAUUACUGUUUCGUGGUGAUGACACUUCUCGCUAUUCACCAGUUUCGCACGGGGCUGUGGAUGUGCGACUUCCUCCUGUUCUUCAUCUACCCGUCGUAUUAUUACGUUUUCACCAGGCUAGAGCACGACGCUCAGAUGGCGUUUACGCUGCUGCUACCGGUGAUCAAACUGUUCAUGAGGAACCUGUUCGCUCGUGCUGUGGGGCAUCUCGGUGACGAGACACCUACACUUGUGAUUUUCAACGCCGACGUCUUUGGUUCGCUCUUCACAGCGUACUGCAUGCAGAGUUCACCUUCGUUCUGGACGACGAUGGAGCUCAUGGCAAUAGACGUUUGCUUGAUUGGGAUCUCGCUGCGUGACAUUGAAAAAGCGCUGCGAGCGGCAAGUCGACUGCUCUUGAGCGAGCGAGAAUACUGCUUGAGAGGGAGCCCCAGCUACAAGUAG